GACGCAUUUUAAGCAACACAUCCUGCUUCCGUUUGCGUCACGCGAAAUGUUUACCUUGUGACAUGCUGACAUGUGUUUGGCAAGGAUUCUCGUCUCCACGGACACUUGUCUGCAGCCCCACAAGCGGCCCGGCUUACCUGUGCAGAAACCCAGUGUGUACGUUCUGAAGUGCGACAGUGUCCCAGGCACUGGGGUAUGUAUAUUUUAUGUCUCGGACUCAGGUGCCAGGGCCUCGGUGUCCUGACACUGGACUGGUGCAUGUCCCAAGACUUAGAAUAUCUAGCAUCAGAAUCCAUGUCAUAUGGACUAGGCCUGCUACAGGUCCCAAGACCCCUGGAUCCACUCGCAGAUACAAGUCUUACGCCCUCUGACAGUGCAGCCACCGGCUGCAACAAGUCGUAAGACCGUCUGGAAUCUGCUAUGGGUGGAUCCAUGUACCAAGACCUCUGCAAUCAGUGCCAUCCUAAGACCUCUGUGUUUCUCAUAUGCUAGAGCUGAGUCCUAAGACAUCUGACACUCAGGCCAGUGGGUGUGCCAGUCCCCGGGCCUGAAAUCCGAUUCAUAGGUAUGCUGCCCAGCACCAAGGCGUAUGCAUCAGGGCAGCACUGUGGGUGGAGGAGCUGACCGUGUGGGUGGAGGAGCCGGCCACACAACUCCCCCACCCUUGGGGACCACCUUGUCUCGCCCUUCGGAACCAUCUCUCCCCCACCCUUGGGGACCAUCUCUCCCCCGCCCUUGGGGACCGCCUUGUCUCGCCCUUCGGAACCGUCUCUCCCCCACCCUUGGGGACCACCAACGUUGCUCAGGUGCGGCGCUCGGGGAUUCGAACCAGCAACCUCUACCUCCCGAGGUGCGGUCUUAUCUCUUACGCCACGGUGUCCUUCGCAUUUGCGCUUGAUUUUUCGAAGUACUUAAACCGCUCAAUGGACAAAAGCUGUGCAAAUUGAAAGGAGAGCGUGGGGUUUGAACCCGGGGCCUUGCUGUUGCAAGGCAAGAGUCAUCCCUCCACACCACAUUGACUUCUGCUUUUGCUCCCCUUCUUUCCUGCAGUGAAGUCAAUAAGGUGAUACCUCAGAAAUGGAAAAUCUAACUGCGAGACUGGGAUUCAAACCUUCUAUCUCAACGUUCUGAGCCCAUGACUCUAGUAUCACGCCACCGUGAUGACUGGAGUUUUGGUCAGUGCAGCAGAGGACAGAAGAUUAAAUGUCCAGAAAUGUAAGUGAAAUAAAGACAGUGAGAGGGGUUUGAACCCUGCACCUGUGGGUCUCCGGGCGAGGAUGUUACCUUUGUGCCAACGUCCCGUCAGCGCUCCGGGCCCCUCUGUAGUGGACUGAAGAAGAUGAGACCACAGAAGCGCAAGAGAAGUAAAGGCGAGGGACGGGUUUGAACCCGCGUUCUCUCGUUCCAGAGACGACGUCAUCACCACGACGCCACGGCUGCCUUAACGUUUCGGCCGAUGUCGUUCACACUCAAGAUGAUGAGCUGAUGGAAACACAAGAGAAAGAAAGAGUGGGGUUCGAACCCUCGACCGUGUGGUCCGGAGACCACGAUUCUCCCAUUGAGCCACUGCCACGCUGACACUGUGGGGGUAGCUUUAACGCCUUCAUAAGCAAUGCUAGAGAAGGGAAGAGAGGUAAAGACGAACAGCGGGAUUUAAACCCUCGAUCUCUUGGUCGGGAGUCGACGACGAUACCGCUACACUACGGCGGGCUUGCUGUAGCUGCGGUGAGGAGACAGGAGAUGAUGAGCUGAUGGAAACACAAGAGAAAUAAAGACAAAGUGAGAUUCGAACCCACACCCCUGGCGUCUGCAGACGGAGACUUUACCUUUGCGCCACCUCCGUCAUAGUGCUUUCGUCUGCUCUUCAGUGGACUGAAGAAGAUGAGACCACAGAAAUACAAGAGAAGUAAAGGAGAACAGGGUUUUGACCCGAUAUCUCUUGGCCCAGAAACCGUACCUUUACACUGUAACGUUUCUGUGUCUGAUGUCGUUGACAGAAGUUAAUGAGCUAACGGAGACAUAAGUGAUGGGAUGAGGGUGGACUCGAACCCUCGACCUUGUGGUCCGGAGACCGCAACCAUACCAUUACGCCACGGCAACUGUAGUGCUGCACUGGCCUUAAUGAGUUCAUAAACUACACAAUUCACAAAUGGACUUUCACAGACAAACAAACUUAGCUUUUCAUAUUCACAUUCACAUUAUCUUACACAUUGUAUGUGUUUUAUAUCCAAUUAUACAGCAGGAUACAUAGACAAGCACAACAAGGUUAAUUACCUUAUACUAAUAAAGCCGGGAAUCGAACCUGCGACCUAUUGUUCACAAGUGGGGUGCCUUAACCACUACACUACUGACCAUGCAGUACCAUACUGCAGCUUCUGGGGGUGAUGAAGUGCUAACCUGUCAACACAGUGGGGUCUUAAUGCUUCUGAGGGUGAGACAAUAGACAGAUCAGACCAUCAACCUAUAGCCUAAGAUAGGGAAGAUACUUUGUGGACGCUUUUCUGAUUUUAACAGGGGAUUUCUAGUUCCAUCCAAUCGGAUGGCCUCAUUAAUGGGUUGAAGGUGUAAUAACUUACAGGUGUGCCUCUUUGUGCCUUUCAAUGUCUUCCUUCACAAUUAUCAGAGGGCAGUCUCCAAAAUGAGCUGUGCACUUCAGACACUGAUUUUCUUUUAUGAAACGCAGUGGAUGGGCAGGGUUUGCACAUUAUUUUAGUUUCUUUUUAAGAUAGUUGUAUGUGCUUUGGAAUUACAUUUUGCAUUCAACUUCAGCCUUGAAAGUUUUGAAUUGUGCUGUAAUUACUCAAUAAAAUGAUAUGCAAGAAGAACAGUUUCAGUAAAUCUUUAAUGCCCACGUCCACAUCCAGUUAUAACAAGUAUUUGUAUUUAUAUAAUUCAGUGUAUGUGUAUACCAACAGCUGCACUUCCAGUCACCAAUCUGUCAAGCUCCUGAAGUUUGCGGAUGACACCACCCUUAUUGGACUCAUCUCUGGUGGGGAUGAGUCCGCCUACAGGUGGGAGAUUGACCAUCUGGUGACCUGGUGCAGUCAGAACAACGCUGUGAAGCCAGUGGAGAUGGUUGUAGACUUCAGAAAGAACCCAGCCCCACCCGCCCCCAUCACCUUGAGAGACUCCCCUGUCAACAUUGUGGAGUCAUGCCGCUUUCUGGGAACCAUCUUCUCCCAGGACCUCAAGUGGGAGCUGAACAUCAGCUCCCUCACCAAAAAAGCCCAGCAGAGGAUGUUCUUCCUGCGGCAGUUGAAGAAGUUCAACCUGCCAAAGACAAUGAUGGUGCACUUCUACACCGCCAUUAUUGAGUCCAUCCUCACCUCCUCCAUCACCAUCUGGUAUGCUGCUGCCACUGCCAAGGACAAGGGCAGGCUGCAGCGUAUCAUCCGCUCUGCAGCGAUUGGCUGCAAUCUGCCAUCUUUUCAGGACCUGUACGCCUCCAGAACCCUGAGGCGUGCAGGAAGGAUUGUGGCCGACCCCUCUCACCCCGGACACAGACUGUUAGAAACACUCCCCUCUGGCAGGAGGCUGCGGUCCAUCAGGACCAAAACCUCUCGCCACAGAAACAGCUUCUUCUCAUCUGCAGCUGGCCUCAUCAACAAGGCCCGGGGGACCCCUCACUGUCACAGAACCAUUACAACCGUUACAGACACGUUACAUCAACGCACUGUCUCCCUGUGAUUAAUGUCAACCAGGCCCGGGACCCCCCAUUGUCACAGACUCUUAUCCCGCCCCCAUAGACUUUAUAUUUUAUAUCUUGCACUUUAAUAAUACUUCUCACACCCUGCUUCAGCAUCAUGUUGUAUUGUAAAUAUUUAUUUUUAUUUUUAUUUUUUAUUUAUAUCCUACAUCACAUUCCACCUUCUUUUAUAUCUAUGUUAAUAUUUUUUUUGGUAUUAUUUAUGUUGUCUGCAUGCACCCACAUACCACAGCAAAUUCCU
Conger conger (European conger) is the source of this 3947-nucleotide messenger RNA. RefSeq lists its product as uncharacterized. NCBI's taxonomy places the organism in Eukaryota, Metazoa, Chordata, Actinopteri, Anguilliformes, Congridae. Gene Ontology annotation, molecular function: 2-oxoglutarate-dependent dioxygenase activity; methyltransferase activity. The transcript has 3 exons. The record is from RefSeq and is a predicted model, not a curated record. The coding region runs from base 2809 to 3687 and encodes 292 amino acids.